AACCAGAACUGCAGAGAAUUGCCACCUUAUCUGGACCUUUUGCUAACUGCUGCAGCCUGUGUGGUAGGCACUCAAGAGCUGAAGAAAAUGCCACUGGCCCGAUCGCUGUCCAUGACUUCUCUUAAUGGGCUUCCCCAGUGGGAGGAUGAAGACCUGCCAGUGGAGGAUUUGCUGCUCUUUGAAGUGUCUUGGGAAGUUACCAACAAAGUGGGAGGCAUUUACACUGUGAUUCAGACAAAAGCCAAAACUACAGCAGAUGAAUGGGGUGAAAACUACUUUCUGAUUGGGCCCUACUUUGAGCAGAAUGUGAAGACUCAGGUGGAAGUCUGUGAGCCUCCAAACCCUGCAGUUAAGAAGGCAAUGGACACCAUGAAAAGCCAAGGGUGUCAGGUAUUUUUUGGAAGAUGGCUGAUAGAGGGCAGCCCAUAUGUCUUACUGUUUGAUAUAGGAUCAGCAGCUUGGAAUCUGGACAAGUGGAAAGGUGAAUUUUGGGAUGUCAGCAACAUAGGGAUCCCUUUUCAUGACCGAGAAGCCAACGAUGCUGUGCUUUUUGGAUCAUUAACAGCCUGGUUUUUAAAAGAGCUUUCCUGUCAGUUUGAAGACAAGCCCAAUAUAAUUGCUCACUUCCACGAAUGGCAGGCAGGAGUGGGUUUAAUACUGUCUCGAUCUCAAAAACUUCCUGUAGCCACAAUUUUUACUACCCAUGCAACUCUGCUUGGGAGAUACCUGUGUGCAGCCAGUAUAGAUUUUUACAACAAUCUUGACCGGUUUGACAUUGACAAGGAAGCUGGAGAGAGACAGAUUUACCAUCGGUACUGUAUGGAAAGAGCAUCUGUCCACUGUGCCCAUGUGUUCACCACAGUCUCACAGAUAACAGCUACAGAAGCAGAACAUAUGCUUAAAAGAAGUCCUGAUGUUGUCACCCCAAAUGGCUUGAACAUUAAGAAAUUUUCAGCAAUGCAUGAGUUUCAGAAUUUGCAUUCCAUGUACAAGGCUAGGAUCCAAGAGUUCAUUCGAGGUCAUUUCUAUGGCCACCUUGACUUCAGUCUUGAUAAGACCUUAUUUUUCUUCAUUGCUGGGAGGUAUGAGUUUUCCAACAAAGGAGCUGAUAUGUUUCUAGAAGCCUUAUCAAGAUUAAACUUUUUGCUGAGGGUUCAUAAGACUGAUGUUACAGUUAUUGUGUUCUUCAUCAUGCCAGCAAAGACAAACAACUUCAACGUGGAAACCCUGAAAGGACAAGCAGUCCGGAAGCAGCUCUGGGACACUGCACAAUCUGUGAAGGAAAAGUUUGGAAAGAAACUCUACAAUGCCCUGCUAAAAGGAGAAAUUCCAGACUUGAACAAGAUUCUUGACCGAGAUGAUAUAACCAUUAUGAAAAGAGCCAUCUAUUCAACUCAGCGGCACUGCCUGCCCCCAGUGACCACCCACAACAUGAUUGAUGAUGACAACGACCCAAUCCUCAACACCAUCCGGCGCAUUGGCCUUUUCAAUAACCGGACAGACAGAGUAAAGGUGAUCCUACAUCCAGAGUUUCUUUCUUCAACAAGCCCGUUGCUGCCCUUGGACUAUGAGGAGUUUGUUAGAGGCUGCCACCUUGGUGUAUUUCCAUCUUACUAUGAACCCUGGGGUUACACUCCAGCUGAAUGCACUGUGAUGGGCAUUCCCAGUGUAACCACAAACCUCUCUGGAUUUGGCUGUUUCAUGCAGGAACAUGUUGCUGACCCUGAAGCUUAUGGUAUCUACAUAGUUGACAGGAGGUUCCGCUCACCAGACGAAUCCUGCAACCAGCUGACCCAGUUCCUGUAUGGGUUUUGCCAGCAGUCCCGGCGCCAGAGGAUCAUCCAAAGGAACAGAACUGAGAGGCUCUCAGAUCUGUUGGACUGGAGAUACCUGGGCAGGUAUUACAUGCAUGCCAGACACUUGGCCCUCAGCAGAACAUUCCCAGAAAAAUUUGAGAUGGAACCAAGUGCUCCACCAAAGACGGAAGGUUUCAGGUACCCCAGGCCUUCAUCAGUGCCACCAUCACCUUCUGUCUCUCAGCAUUCCAGCCCACACCACAGCGAAGCUGAAGAUGAAGAUGAGGAUGAAAGAUACGAUGAGGAUGAGGAAGCCGAAAGGGAUAGGCAAAAUAUCAAGUCUCCAUUUUCCAUUGGAGCAUUGUCACAAGGAAAAAAGAAGCAACAUGGAGAAUACAGGAACUGA
Acanthisitta chloris (rifleman) is the source of this 2202-nucleotide messenger RNA. RefSeq names its product glycogen synthase 2 (liver) (gene GYS2). The record is from RefSeq and is a predicted model, not a curated record. Gene Ontology annotation, biological process: glycogen biosynthetic process. The coding region runs from base 88 to 2202 and encodes 704 amino acids. Lineage: Eukaryota; Metazoa; Chordata; Aves; Passeriformes; Acanthisittidae. The transcript is spliced from 16 exons. Gene Ontology annotation, molecular function: alpha-1,4-glucan glucosyltransferase (UDP-glucose donor) activity. Gene Ontology annotation, cellular component: cytoplasm.